UUUGCAACCUUUUCGGCACCUUUUGGCACAAUAAACCGAAAGCAAAAAUCAGAUUCCACAACAACAUCGAAUAAAACCUCAAAAAAGUAAGCGCAUUCAGAAUGGCAGCGGGAAGGACGUACUUGAAACGAGUAAUGGCUGGUGUUGAAAUCGAGCAUAUGACCUUGAUGGAAGCGAAACGAGGUCACCACGAACUUUACCAGGCUCUUUUAUCCGAGCUGUGCUUCGAGGGCUGCAUGACUUGCGCCAAGUACUUCGAGUACCUGGUGUGUGAGGAGAAUGCGCUCAUCAAUGACAAAUUCAUCAAGAAACGCAUGUGGGCGAAAAAGAGGGAAUUGCUGAAGCUAUACGAAACUUGCAAGGCAGCCGAGUUGGUGUCUAAGUUGAAGACUUGCCUUAGCAGAAAGUCCACCUACGAACUUAUCUAUCAAGCACUGAGUAUAGCGAAGAGUUUACCCGAUUCUUUUCAUUGGUUCACGAAGAGUUUCCUUGAAAUAAUCAUCGAAAUAGCGGAUUCGUUUGGCGUGAACGAUGUUAUGUGCUGCGAGUUGCGUGCGAAGAUUUUUACGCAUUACGCUGUGUUUCAUAUGACUGGCAGGGCGCACAGUUUCAAAAGAGAAAUUACAUACUUCGAGAAAGCGUUAUCGCUGAGUCGCGCUCAAGACUGGCGUACCGAUAACAUAACGCCCGUGUUUGAUGAGCAAAAUUUACAUGAAUUUGUUGGUGUAACAUUUGCCAGCGUACUCUUCAAAUCGGCAAAGGCCUUUAUACAUACCAACCCAAAGCUGGGCAUAGAACAAGCUGAUCGUUCAAUCAAAUGUAUAGCCGAAGUUGGUCAAAUGAAGUUGAAAAUUCUAGUCGCGAAGGCGAUUUUGGUGAAAGCGCGCCUGCUAAUAGAGAUCAGCAAUUACAAAGAGGCUAUGAGGCACUUAAGAUCCGCUGAACGUUAUUUGAUGGGCGAGAAAAACAAUGAGUUCCAGAAAGUGAGAUGUGAAUUAAACAUUUCUAAGGCCGUGUGUUAUGAAAAUUUGGGUUCCACACCCUACGCUAUGGCCAAACUAAGAUUGGCAGUUUUGUUAGCGCGACAUCUGGAGUUGAGUAAACUGCUGGGCUUAGCAUUGCUGCAAGUGGCAAAGAUCUAUAUGAAAACCCCAAGCAAAUAUCAUUUAGCUGAGAAUGCGCUUAGAGAGGCACGCGACUCAUUCCAAGACGAGGAAGAGUCGGAAAACAAGCGAUGUGUCAAAUAUAUGGUCGCCUUAUUGCAAACCAUCUCGAAUGAGAAAACCUACAUAGACAUCAUUAAGAGUUCGCAAUUCAAUUUUUGUGAUUUGUAUAAAUUGCGCAAAUGGAAGAAUCAAGCGAAACCGUUUUGGAAGCGACGUGGUACGAUCACUUUUAUCAAAUCCUUUACUACGCUAAGUCUCUUGAGUAUUGCCACCACCGAAUUGCCGUCGGAAGUGAGCGAAGAUUCUGAAGAACCGACCUCAGAGAUUAAUGAGUCUGAGUCGGAGGAAACGGGUAGUGAUCCGAUCGAGUGCCUAUUGAAUGAGUUUAAGUGACCACUUAAAAGUAGAGUGUAUACAUAUGUG
This is a messenger RNA of Bactrocera tryoni, 1589 nucleotides long. RefSeq lists its product as uncharacterized. Gene Ontology annotation, molecular function: protein binding. NCBI's taxonomy places the organism in Eukaryota, Metazoa, Arthropoda, Insecta, Diptera, Tephritidae. The transcript has 4 exons. The coding region runs from base 102 to 1559 and encodes 485 amino acids. The record is from RefSeq and is a predicted model, not a curated record.